Messenger RNA from Rotaria sp. Silwood1, 696 nucleotides. The record is from the annotation of a GenBank genome assembly. NCBI's taxonomy places the organism in Eukaryota, Metazoa, Rotifera, Eurotatoria, Philodinida, Philodinidae.
AUGAGUAAAAAUCUAAUACUAAGAAUUGAAUGUAAUCUAAAAUCAUUUUAUUGUAAACGUCGUUUUCCCAUUUCUGAAUGGACUCUAGGAGAUUUUCGUUCAUAUAUUCAACAAUUACUUGAUAUUAAACUAGAAAAUCUUAUUGUUUUAUUACAUUCACAUGAAUUAAGUAUAGAUCAAGAUAAUAAUUUAUUAUGUAAUAUUGAAAAUUUGCAUGAAAAUGAUACAAUUAUAAUUGAUUCACAUCGUUAUGCUGACGAUAUUGAUAAUGUUAAUAGAUUACCAGAAAAAUAUCGAAUGUCUGAUGAAGUUUAUGCACAACGAAAAGGUACAUUAAAAGAUUAUCUUCAAAAAAAUAAACUUGGAAAAUAUAGUGAUCAAAGUGCACUCUUACAAUCAAUAUCAAAUAAUAAUAAACAACAAAUACGCAAAUUAUGUGAAUUAAAUAGUAUAAAAUUGAAGAAAAUAGAAAUCGGAAUGCAUGUACGUGUAAAUGAACCGAUGUUAAAUAUAAGAUAUGGUGAAGUUAUUUAUAUUGGUAUAUUACGUGGAAUUUAUGAUGAAUUUAUUGGUGUUAUUUUUGAUGGUCCAUGGGGGGAUUCAAAUGGAUCCGAUGGAAUUAUUCGAUAUUUUGAUGCCAAGAGAAAACAUGCUAGUUUUGUUCGACCAGAAUAUAUCGAAAUUAUUGAAGAAUAA